This is a messenger RNA of Hylaeus anthracinus, 875 nucleotides long. It is a transcript of the gene SmB, whose product is annotated as small nuclear ribonucleoprotein-associated protein B. Gene Ontology annotation, molecular function: RNA binding. The coding region runs from base 159 to 812 and encodes 217 amino acids. Gene Ontology annotation, cellular component: catalytic step 2 spliceosome; cytoplasm; U2-type prespliceosome. The transcript has 3 exons. Lineage: Eukaryota; Metazoa; Arthropoda; Insecta; Hymenoptera; Colletidae. The record is from RefSeq and is a predicted model, not a curated record. Gene Ontology annotation, biological process: mRNA splicing, via spliceosome.
GCUUUGUUAGGUUAUGUUCGCUGAUGAUAUCGAAACGAUCGUGCAGUCUGUUGUAACCGGCAAACAAAUACAUUUUAAUGUUUAUAAUCACUCGCAAUACGCUUACCUAAUUAAUAAUUGGUUUUUGAUUUUUGUACCUUAAAACAAACGGAAUCAAAAUGACGAUUGGGAAGAACAAUAAAAUGCUACAGCAUAUAAACUACAGAGUCAGAAUCAUUUUACAAGACUCCAGAACGUUCAUAGGUACAUUCAAAGCUUUUGACAAGCAUAUGAACCUUAUACUUGGGGAUUGCGAAGAAUUUCGUAAAAUUAAACCAAAGAAUACAAAGCAACCGGAGAGAGAAGAUAAACGUGUACUAGGAUUUGUGCUUUUGAGAGGAGAAAAUAUUGUUUCCUUGACGGUAGAGGGUCCUCCACCUCCGGAGGAAGGAUUACCAAGAGUACCUAUUCCUGGUGCUGCACCAGGACCUGGUAUGGGUCGUACAGCUGGUCGCGGUAUGCCUGCUAACGUCGCCGGAGUGCCUGCAGGAUUACAAGGUCCUGUUCGAGGUGUCGGUGGGCCGUCGCAGCAGAUAAUGACACCGGGAGGUAGAGGUCAAGUUUCUGCUCCACCUCAGAUGCAUCCCGGUGGUCCUCCACGCAUGCCAGUCGGAGGUCCUCCACCUGGGAUGAUGGGCCCACCACCAGGAAUGAUGGGUAUGCCACCAGGUAUGCCGCCCAUGGGACGCGGGGGUCCACCAAUGGGCCCACCAGGAAUGAGAGGUCCACCUCCCGGGAUGAUGCGCGGUGGACCACCUCCUCGUCCAUAUUAACAUUUCUUUAAAUAUACUGAUGUAUCGCUGAUGGUAAUAAUAAAAGCUCUUUUGUAUUUGCAA